AACCCUCUGCUAGGCUGAUUAUCGUUGUUAGGGGAACAGGGAUAACCCAAGUAGUCACCAACUAGUUUGAGCUGGCCUAGCCAGGGCACACACACACACCUUAGCUGACUUUUAUACACCACAACACGGUACCCUCAACUGGCUUUGGUAAACACCAGUAUCUCUUCAGCACAUCAUCAGACGCUAUGCGGCCACAGUUCUGCUGACAACCCCGUGCUUGGCGCUGGCUCCUUCUCACGGUGGCUUUGGAUGCAGAACCGAGGGGAAGGGAAGCCGAGGAAAAGAAGACAGUUUUAAAAAAGUGAGGAGAAGGUUGUGCUUGUGUCGCUAUGGCCGACCCAGGGAGGGGGUGUUGGAUCGUAGUGGAAUGCACCUGCAGGAUCCUCGGUAUCGCCACGGCAACAGUGUUGUGUGCAGUUGGAGUAGAAACUCUACAUAAAGGAGAGUUCUACAGCCUUGGUAUCUACCUGCUCGUGGCGUUUGGGGGGAUGUUGCUGUUUGAGGGCGCGUAUUUCCUGGAUGCAAUGCUGUUCAUGUGUUUACCCUGUCCGCCCGACUGGCGGGUGUUUGUGCUGUGGGGGAAGAUGGCUGGAGUAGGGGGCUUCCACAAGUUCCUGUACUACUCCAUCAUGUCUCUGGUGUGCUUCCUGCACCCCGUGUUGGUUUGGCACGCGGUGAUCCCAGGUACAAUGACUCUGCCAGGAACCAUGCUGCUGGCGACAGCGUGCUUCAACUUCCUGCUCGCUAAGAAGCCCCGAGCGGGGGCCCCCAAGGGACUGCAGGAAGGCUACCAGGAGCCCCCGGCAGGGGGAGCGGACACGGGUAAACCCCAGAGCAUCUUCUCCUCCUCCUCCUCCUCCUCCUCUUCCUCCUCCUCCUCCUUCUUCCACAUGGGGAAAGACUGGGGAGGGGGAGGGGGAGGGGGAGGGGGAGGUCUGGUCGGCGUGGCCGAGGGGAGGGUCUCAGCUCUGGGGGAGGGAGAGGAGAGCUCAGCCCAGGUCAUGCUGGAGCCGGAGCCCACAAAGGAGGGAGACAGAGGGAGGAGGGGAAGGGGGUGGAUCUGGGGGUGGGGCAGCUGGAGGGGACGGAGACAGGUGUGUUUUACAGAUAGAGGGGGUCCCGUGGAGAGAGAGAUGGAGGAGAUGGAGAGUUACGGAGAGAGAGAGACCACGUCCGACACGGCACCCAUGAUCCCGGACUGAGAGUGGGGUCUAGUCCGGGCUCUCGACCGGACCACGGGAAUGACUGUGGGGUCUAGUCCGGGCUCUCGACCGGACCCAGCCGGAACAUGUGAAGAUAUUCCCAUCAUGGCUAUGAAACCCUGUAUUGUUGUUUUUCUUGCCCUUGAUCCUGGAUUGGUUAAGAGAUACAAGCCCCUCUGGUAAUUACAUAGGACGUCUGGAUGUUUCUGCAUCAACAUAUCAACAUAUCAACCUAUUUUUCCCAAACGCUAUUUCCAUAAUAUUGUUUAUUAUUUGUUACUUGCAAAUUUGUUGGUUGAAAGUAAUGUUUGCUGUGUCCAGUGUAAAAUAAAUGUUGUUUUUAGUGAAAGAUUUGGCCAAAAAAAACCACAAUAAACAAAACAACAGCA
Molecule: messenger RNA, 1591 nt
Organism: Gadus morhua (Atlantic cod)
Lineage: Eukaryota; Metazoa; Chordata; Actinopteri; Gadiformes; Gadidae
Gene: tmem72
Product: transmembrane protein 72
Exons: 5
Coding region: 330-1202 (290 amino acids)
Source: RefSeq, a predicted model, not a curated record